Molecule: messenger RNA, 2098 nt
Organism: Carlito syrichta (Philippine tarsier)
Lineage: Eukaryota; Metazoa; Chordata; Mammalia; Primates; Tarsiidae
Gene: BEST1
Product: bestrophin 1
Exons: 11
Coding region: 107-1858 (583 amino acids)
Molecular function (GO): chloride channel activity
Source: RefSeq, a predicted model, not a curated record
UCUUGGAGAGUCCCACCAGCUCGGGGCCAGGCCUUUUGUGGGAUUGCUGGACCAGCCUGGAACCCCACCCGACCCAAGCCCACCUGCCACGGGCCAGCACCUGGUCAUGACCAUCACCUACACCAGCCAAGUGGCCAACGCCCGCCUGGGCUCCUUCUCCCGCCUGCUGCUGUGCUGGCGAGGCAGCAUCUACAAGCUGCUGUACGGCGAGUUCUUCAUCUUCCUGCUCUGCUACUAUGCCAUCCGCUUCAUUUACAGGCUGGCCCUCACGGAAGAGCAGCAGCUGAUGUUUGAGAAGCUGACUCUGUACUGCGACAGCUACAUCCAGCUCAUCCCCAUUUCUUUCGUGCUGGGCUUCUACGUGACCCUGGUGGUGACCCGCUGGUGGAGCCAGUACGAGAACCUGCCAUGGCCCGACCGCCUCAUGUGCCUGGUGUCGGGCUUCGUCGAGGGCCAGGACGAGCACGGCCGGCUGCGGCGGCGCACGCUGAUCCGCUACGCCAACCUGGGCAACGUGCUCAUCCUGCGCAGCGUCAGCACCGCGGUUCUCCCCCCACCCUGUUCAUUCUGCUCUGCAGGCUUUAUGACCCCCGCGGAACACAAGCAGCUAGAGAAGCUGAGCUUACCACACAACAUGUUCUGGGUGCCCUGGGUGUGGUUUGCCAACCUGUCCAUGAAGGCCUGGCUUGGAGGUCGAAUCCGGGACCCCAUUCUACUCCAGAGUCUGAUGAACGAAAUGAACACCUUGCGUACUCAGUGUGGACAACUGUAUGCCUAUGACUGGAUCAGUAUCCCACUAGUGUACACACAGGUGGUGACUGUGGCCGUGUACAGCUUUUUCCUGACCUGCCUGGUGGGGCGGCAGUUUCUGAACCCAGCCAAGGCCUACCCUGGCCACGAGCUGGACCUCAUGGUGCCCCUCUUCACGUUCCUGCAGUUCUUUUUCUACGUUGGCUGGCUGAAAGUGGCAGAGCAGCUCAUCAACCCCUUUGGAGAAGAUGAUGAUGAUUUUGAGACCAACUGGAUUAUUGACAGGAACUUGCAGGUGUCCCUCAUGGCCGUGGAUGAGAUGCACCAGGACCUGCCUCGGAUGGAGCCUGACAUGUACUGGAACGAGCCAGAGCCCCAGCCCCCCUACACGGCUGCCGCUGCCCAGUUCCGUCGGGCCUCCUUUAUGGGUUCCACCUUCAACAUCAGUCUGCACAAAGAAGAGAUGGAGUUCCAGCCCAACCCAGAAGAGGAUGAGGAUGCUCACACUGGCAUCACUGGCCGCUUCCCAGGCCUGCAGUCCCAUGACCACUAUCCUCCCAGGAUAAACUCAAGGACCAAACUCCUGUGGCCCAAGAGGGAAUCCUUUCUCCAAGAGGGCCUGCCCAAGAACCCCAGGGGGGCCAAACAGAGCCUGAGGAGCCAGGAAGAUAGCAAGGCCUGGAAGCUGAAGGUGGUGGACGCCUUCAAGUCUGCCCCGCUGUACCAGAGGCCGGGCUAUUACAGCGCCCCCCAGACACCCCUCAGCCCCAUUCCCAUGGUCUUCCCCCCUGAACCACCGGCAUCCUCAAGGCUUCCCAGUGUCACAGGCAUCGAUGCCAAAGACAAAAGUCUAAAGCCUGUGACUUCUGGGGCCAGGAACAGUUUUGAAUUACUCCCAAAGAGUGAUGGGGACUUGACCGAGCACCCGGAAGUAUCUCACAUGAGGAGGAAGACUGUGGAGUUCAACCUGACGGAUAUGCCCGAGAUUCCCGAAGGUCCCCUCAGUGAACCACCUUUGGAACAAGCCACCGGCAGCAAGUACACUAUACUCCAAGAUCAUGCAGACCCUUAUUGGUCCUUGGAAGACAGGGAUGAAGCCCAUUCCUAACCUGUGACCCAAGGGGGAUGCUUCACCGGCCUGGUCGUCACCUGCAUGUACACCAGCAGGACACUGAUCCAGUCAUAGCCAUACAGCUGUCCACGCUGAAGAAUAUGUUCCGACGACAGCCUGAAUUUACCAGUUAGCUUAACGGAUAACGAAAAUUAGUAGUCCAGGACUACUCCAGCCUUUAAAUGCCUUUUCUACAUAAAGAUUGUGAUAGAAUGAACCACUAGAAAUAUAUAAUUC